Mesorhabditis belari is the source of this 2163-nucleotide messenger RNA. The record is from the annotation of a GenBank genome assembly. NCBI's taxonomy places the organism in Eukaryota, Metazoa, Nematoda, Chromadorea, Rhabditida, Rhabditidae.
AUGCAGAUCGAUCACCGGUGCAACAUGGCGAUGACCACACAAAAUUGGUGUGUGGAGAUCGAGGAGGAUAACGCAUGGGCAAACGAGAUCGGAAUCGAUAUGCAUUACCCGAGGUACCUUGUGGAACCAGAUGAAUUCAGGGAAGCUUUCAAAUCGCAGAUGCUAGGCAUUCUUGUCGCUGCUUGCGCUGAACAGGAGCAUGGUACCGAUGUAACGAAUUUCUAUUCAACUGCUUCGCAAAUUCUCGGUGAACCGCUGACUGAGGAAAGCGUGAGGAGAAUCUUUGGCUGUCAUUCGCUUGCCACUUUUUGGGAAGAGCAAUUUCCAGGAUGUGUACUCAAUAAGGGUAGCCGUUUCCAGCUCAUCGCACUACCUGGAAACGAAACUGAUUUUAUGGAAGAUAUGGAGAGGUUGCGUGCCGAAUGCGUGAAAAAGGAUAAGGAAAAAAAGGAGAUUCACAUCGUUGAGGCUGCUCAACCCGAAAAUGUGCAAAAGCGUAUGGAGAGCUUCAAUCGCUUAUACGUUUUGCUUCAAGGUAUAAAUGAAAGCAAGAAAGUGUCAAUAAACACUCCGGUGAAACACAGCGAGAUCGCGAACACCUUGAAAACUGAAUUUGGUAUAAUACUCAACAAAGAGUACAUCAAGGAAAACUACGGACGCUCCAAAUUCAAGCUCGUCUUCCAGGACAAUUCGCAGACAAUUUUUCCGCAGCGACUUGAGUACAUUGAAGACCCAACGAAAGGUGGCAUUUUUUCAAUUGCCAUCAAGCCUGGAGCCGAAAGACUCACAGAAGAAGAGAUCGCAGAGGCAGUGGAGAAAGCGAAAAGAAACGAGGAAGCAGUUACGGCCCCCAAAAAGACGUUUCAGCCAAGAGAAAACCGUCAGUAUCAACCACAGUCGAAGAAAGCUUCAGAAGAGCGUAUUCAACUUAGUGACGCGGAUCGUGCUCUAUUUCAAGACAAACCCACUUCCACUUCCACUUUCAAUACUACUUCGCAGGUGAACCGAAAGAAUUCGGCCGCGACCACCGAAUCAAAUCCACCCAGGAACAUGUAUUUAGCACCAAAAGGAGAAACUAACAAGGCUCAACAAAGGCAAGAGGGCCAGAACUACACCUCAGAAGAAGAGAGCAGUGGUGAUGAACAAGGUUGCUCGCGUCAUAGCAAACAGAAGCAACCUCCACAGACAAAGCCUAGUCGGACUCGAGGUCCCGCACAAGAUGAUGAUCGUCUUCCAGUCGAGGAGGAUGAAUUCGAUGUCGGUUAUUCGAAAAUGAACGACGACUAUGCAGAGCUUCCGUCAUUGGAUCAGCCUUCAUAUAAUCAACAGGUGCAGCAAGAAAGUCAGUAUCAGAAUCAGCCACAUAUAACACCUCAAAACCAUGCUCGCAAUAUCGAUGACUAUUUUGAUGGUACCGCUCAGCAAAUGAUGUUCGACAAUCCUGCUCAAUUUGAUCAACCAGUUCAAAAUGUGCGAGAUAGUGCUCGACAUUUUGCUCCAAUUCAAAAUCCCAAUGAUUCGCAUGGAAGUCAACGUCGUUCACACGGUCCACAUCAAGGAGUGCCGGCUCAGAAUCAAUCCACCUAUAAUCAGUCACCACGUGUGGCAAAUGUUCCAACGGAUCUUGUAUCAUCGAACUCUCCUUACGGUUAUGGUGAGCUACCAUUUGUACAAGGAAACUAUUCACCAGAACAACGGUAUCAAGGCAAUAAUAUUGCUCAGCCUACAUCAAUGGCAGCUCGUCCAGCUUCACAAGGAGCAUCUCGACGUGUUCCUCAACGCGGCGAUUCCAGUGCUCCUGGACCCCUUUCGGUUUCUAACCACGAUAUCAUCAUCAUCAAUCAUCGUCGCCGUAUUGGCGCUUUUCAGCAAGUGAUGUCUAAGCGAGCUGCUGAAGCACAAACUCCCUAUGAAAUGAUUGCGGAUUAUCAACUAAAUCUAAGCGGCCCACGUGAUAAACGAGAUGUGAUGAUCGAGGCUAUCAUUUCAAUGGUUCAACUUCACGACCAGAAUAAUCAGGAUCUGAGGUUGUCAAAUCUGGGAACGAAGCUCUCGGCCUUUUGUGGAGUCGAAGUAUCGCCAAAGGACUUUUGCCGCGAGAAUUGGGCUGAGCUGCAACCAUUCCGCGGGAGCGACUUUCACGUCUUCUUCAUCAAAGAUGGC